Racocetra persica is the source of this 296-nucleotide messenger RNA. The record is from the annotation of a GenBank genome assembly. Lineage: Eukaryota; Fungi; Glomeromycota; Glomeromycetes; Diversisporales; Gigasporaceae.
CGACUAUCCAACAAACAAAUGUAACUCCUUUGGCAAUACCCCAACAAACAAAUGUAACUUCGCCAACUUCAAGUGCUCAAAUUUCUCCUUUUACUAACUUUACAAAUAUUCAUAUGUUGCUGCAGCAACAAUAUUCGCAACUUUUUGCGCCUUUAGCUUUGAACAAAACCAAUGUUGAAAAUAACGAAGAGGAACUCUUCGUUACAAAUAAUGAGCAGGAAAAUUCGUUGACUUUAGGUACUUCAGAAUCUACUUCUAGCUCAAAAGUUGGAAAGCAGCAGUAUGCGUUGCAACGA